This is a messenger RNA of Pseudophryne corroboree (corroboree frog), 6880 nucleotides long. It is a transcript of the gene ESPL1, whose product is annotated as extra spindle pole bodies like 1, separase. Gene Ontology annotation, molecular function: cysteine-type endopeptidase activity. Lineage: Eukaryota; Metazoa; Chordata; Amphibia; Anura; Myobatrachidae. The record is from RefSeq and is a predicted model, not a curated record. Gene Ontology annotation, cellular component: mitotic spindle; centrosome; cytoplasm. The coding region runs from base 269 to 6571 and encodes 2100 amino acids. The transcript is spliced from 32 exons. Gene Ontology annotation, biological process: meiotic chromosome separation; proteolysis.
CUUUACACGCGCGAUCGCCAGCUACCCAAUCAGCAUCAGCAGCUUAAGGCGUGCACGAUUAAACUACAACUCCCGGCAUGCAGCGGGCUCGGCGCAUCAGGUGACGUCACGCAACUGACAGGCGAGUGGAGAAGCGGGUUGGCUGUGGCGCGAGGUUUGAAACCGGUGCAGGCGCGAGAGACGGAGAGUGGACAUAUUGCCCCCGGCGCAGCAGCUGCUUCACCGAGCAGAGACUGGGAGCCGAGCACCGAUAACGCUGUAAAGAAAAAUGAAGGCCUUCAAGGCAGCAGAUUUUAUAAAGUUGACGUCUUCACUAGAGGCCGUGCAGAAACUUCAAACAGACCUUAAGUCAUGUCUGUUAGAUGUACCCUGCGACCCAUCAAGACCAGAUCAGCUGUCGGAUCAGCGUGUUGUUUGUGACCGCGUGCUUCGUGCCUGUAACCACUGGGCUGCAUCUUGUAAUGGACAGCAUUUACAUAGUUUGGUGCACUUGGCAGAGCUUGCAAGUCAGGGUUUUUACGUAUCAAGUCCUCAGCGCACACCUUUCUACCUUGAGAAGAUAUUAUUUCAUCUCCUUAAAAAUGUUUCUGCAAGGGAAUCUUCAAAUGAGACCUUCAGUCAGCUGUCAGAUCUCCUGUACUCCUACCUCAGUAAUUGCCCAUCAGACCAACAGAACGGGGGUGACUUCUCAGCAGUAUCUAAAAGCAGUUUUCAGUGUCUGUGGAAGGCAGCUGGGGAACAAGAACAGAAGCAGAGUCCGUGUCAUCAUAACAGGGAGACGCUAUCCCUUAGACUACAUGCACUGCGAUUCCUCAUGUUGGAGGAAUGGUCCAAUUCAGUUGUUGAGCCUACAGUUACAAUAUCUCGGCAUGCCAAAUAUGCAGUUUUGGCUUUUGAUGCCAAAGGAAAAACAUGCAGUCAAAGUGAUGCAUGUUUCCUUAGUCAAAGUGUUGAGGAUCUAUUGCUAAAACCUUUAAAAGAACACGGAAAACUGGCUCAUCCGUGGGUUAUGUGUCUAGUGGAACUGACGUUGGAGUGUGUCCGUGUACUCGGUAAAAGUAACUGUUACCAUCAGAGCAGGGAGGCCAUACAACAAGCUUCUGCCUGUUUGAAGAAGUCUGGUAGAUGUUGUCAGUCUGGGCUAAUGCUUUUAAGCUCUGCCAUAGAUAUUUAUGAGUUGAAAAAGUCACGUGGGAUUGGCAAACGUUUAGUGGAGAUGGCAGAGACUAUUGAUAGAGCCUGUUCCUCUGGUGAUGGAUGGUUGUGUCAGGCUUUGAGCGAAUGCUGUCAGUUUACAGUGUGUUGCUUAGAUGGCCACUUUAAACAAGCUGUGGAUUCUGGAAUACAGGAAACAAGUGAGGUCCUUAGCCUGGCGCAGUUCCUGGAGAUGCAUUUCACACUUCUGGAGAAGCAAGUGUCUGUGGUUCCUAAAGAUGGGACUCGACAGCUUCGAACCUUGAAACAGCAGCAGUUUUGUGGACUCCAGCAAUUUUCCAAUGCUGCAUGCUCAUUCCUUCAGACCUGCAAGGACAUACCGUGUGAGGAGUUGCAGUUACUGCUGGGAGCCUGCAAAAAGACCGUGUCCAGAAUGCUGACCUCCAUACAGGGCCUCUCUGGUCAAGAUGCUGCAGAGUUUUUAAACAUAACAGCAUCUUGUGUUCAUAACCUGUGUUAUUGGUUCUAUAACCAGAAGAAAUAUAAAGAAGCAGUGGAUCUGGUAUCACCUCUUUGUGAGCGACUUGCAAUGGCAGGACCAGGAGGGAACCCUGAGUUGGCAGUGGAAAGGCUACAUCGAUGUUUCAAGCUUCAUGUGGAAAGUUGCCGGAAGGCUGGUUUCACUGCUCUUGGCCUUGCAGCCGUAACGCUUUGGUUGCGAGCGCUUCGUACACAAGUCUCUUCUCAAAUGGCUGAGCCUGUAGCCUUAUGGGUUAGACUUAAAAUUGAUGGUGCAAAGAAUGGAGACGAAGAUCUGAGACUGCAUACUCUUAAAGAUGGCCUUGCUGAGGACCCAAUGGAUCCCGAGUUGAUGGUCUGUCUUCUAGCGGAGGAGUUAAAAGGGUACAAGUCUGUCCAUGGCGACACUGGGCAGGAGCGGUACAACACAAUCUGUGACCUCCUAGAACUUUGUGCUGAGGACAGUAGCCUAAGCCAUUAUCGUCCACCUUACCUUCUUGAGCUCGCACAGGUUCUGUGCUAUCAUGACUACUCUGGACAAACUGAAUGCACUGCUCUAGAUGCUGUGCAGGAUUGCCUUCGACUUCUGGAGUCCGCUUCACAAGUUUCGGAAAACCAGGAGAGUUUGCUGGAUAUCAAAGCACAAGCGUUAUUAUGGCAAUAUAUCUGCACUCUUGAAGCGAACAUGCGGGAGGUUUUGGCUGAGCAACAAAGAAAAGAAAAGCUGGACAGUCGGCUCCAGUUUACUGGUUUGGAGUAUGAACCCAAUGACCUAAACUAUGAAGACAAACUUCAUGAUGACCAGUCUGCGAGGGAUGGCAUAUGUUUCACAUUGGCCGGGGAAGCAGGCAUCUGCGGUAGACUGCUGACAGAUCUGUGCAAACUGAAGGAGUCUGCCUCCCACCCGGGGGUCCCCCAGGUGGAGGCCCGCACCAUCAAGAUGAUGGCUUAUCUUCUGAUUUGCAAGCCGGUCCUCUGGUGUUUAGGAAUCACCACAAAAUUUGGACCUCUAAGGUGCUUAACAAAGAUUGCUCUCCAAGAGGCAGAAUCAGCUUUGCAGUGUGCAGACAUUGCCAGUGAAAGCUACAUGUUGGCUGAGCGAUCAUGUCUGCUUCUCCGUAGUCGUCUCUGCCGAGUUACAAACCAGGUUAAAAAAGGGGUCGAACUUCUUGUGAGUCUUCUUCAACACCCAUCUCUACAGAAGUCUUCCAAAGCUUGGUACCUAUUAAAGGUCCACGUUUUGCAGGAGCUCUCAAUGUUUAUUAGGCUUCCGCCAGCUAUUCUACUCCCAGAUCUCUACAAGCAACUUUGUGCCCAAGGUUGGCAUAACCCAGAGACUGCUUUGACUGAAGCUCACAAAUUGCUAAGAAGCAUUGUUCUUCUUUUACUUGGAAAUGAUGUGUUGUCUACUCCGAAAGCUACAUCAGAAGUGCGCUUUGUGGAUAAUGGAGAGAACCUUCUUCAGAAAUGGCAGGUACUUGCUGAUUUGUUAAGUUGCUCCCAGGACCUUGUCAGCACCCUGAGCCGUCUUGGAAGUGUUUCGGAGUCCAAGUCAUUCUGCCUUGAGGGGUUAAGAUUAGCCAAAAGUCUGCAUAGUAUGAGACACUGUGCAGACUUCUUAGUGAGGAAGGCAGAACUGGAGACUCUCCGUGCUGAGGCCCAGCUUUGUGAGGAGGAUUUGCAAUAUGUCGUUUUCCUCAUGGAGUCCUGUACAGAUUUCACAGCAAAAUCUCAGCAGAAGGAAGUGAAGAUAAAGCUUUCCAAAGGGAAGCAGUCCAGAAAGAAAGGGAAGACCCCUGAGAUUACACCUCCAGCAGAUGAUUUUCUUAAAGGGGUACAGUUUCAGUUUGUGAAAACAAGAGACUUGAUAACGCACCCUGAGUCACCAACAGCUCCGCCACCUUCUGCAAAGACCCUUCCUGACUUUGUGUCACAUACAACAGAGUGCACAUGUCAGUUAUGUUCUGACCUCAUCCUGUCUUUGCUCUGCACAAGGUGGCUGAUCGCUCAGGCAGAGAAUGAUCCCCAUAGCCGUGAACUGUUGCCUUCUGCUUUGAAACGUUGUCAGUCCAUAAAUGUCCGCUUUUCUGAGAUCUUGAAUGGACUGGUCAGUACAAUAAAUGUAAAUUCUGAAGCUUUGGGCAUUACAGAUGAACUCAUAGCUAGAGUGUACCAGGCUAUAGUAUCUCUAAGUCCAUCACCAAAUCUUCCUGAGGGGACUUUAGAAGAUGGUUUGCGAUUUGUUUCCUCGCGCCCGGCCACUUUUCCAAAGCAUUGGAUGGCAAGUCUUCUACUAGCUAAAGCCUUGGACUCUCUUUACAAACUGGCCACUAAGCACGGUGGCUGCAUUGCAGAUCUUUUCAUGAAAAUAUGGGGCUGGAAGCCACAACAAGAUGGGAAAGCAUGUCUCAAGUCUGCAAGCAGUUUGACUAGUUCUAAUGCUCUUGCCAAUAAGAGGAAUGGAUCCCAAAAGCUUUCAGUAGAUCUCCAGGACAUCUUUUCUCAGGAGGAAUCUGAUUCUCUCCCUCCAUCAGUUCCUCUGAAGAUUCAAACACCUUUGCGAAAGGACCACUUGGCCAUGCAAGCAAAGCCUGCCAUAGCCACAGUACGCAAAAAGGGUUCUGUCACAGUCUAUGAGGAGUCCCCCAUGCCACAAUUAGAACCAAGAGCACCUAGAAGACGGAACACGAGAACAGUGUUAAAGGUUGAUUUUAGUGACAGUGACCUAGAAAUGCCAGAUAACACAGACACUGAUCCAACUUGGAAUGGUAAAAAGCGAACUGAACGCCGAAAUCCUGUAUCUCGAGGGAGGGGUAUAAUGAAGAGCGUCGCAAUUCCUGCAGUCUCAGAAUCUGAUGAUGAAGAGGUAAACGCAAAGAGCAGACCAAGGAAAGGAAGAGGAAGUACAAAGAAAGCUCCUAAAGAGAGUAUCUCUCCUGGGAUACAGAGGCAACGCCAAAAUGGAAAGCUAGACUUGGCACCAGUGGACGUUUUAAGAUCAAUAGAGGAGGAACCGGAGUGUGUGUUAGAUCUCAGUAUUGAUGAGCUGCGGGCUUCCGAUACAGAGGAGCAGAAACUUCCUAAAGCUUGUAAGGUGCAAAAGGCUUCCAAAAAGGAGAAGUUGACGGAGUGCGAAAUUCUUAGGAAAGAUGUUGGAGGGGAGCGACAGAGUUGGCUCCCAGAAACCAAAGAGCGAGAAACUGAUACAAAUAUUUUCAGUAUAACAGGACUGGCGUCCUCACUACCAGUUAUAUUCAGUGCUUCUGAUCUGCAUUCUGCCUCUGCUCUUCUCCAGGAAGCUUUGGAGUGUGUAGCUCAUUUUCCCCCUAGUGUCCUCUAUUCUAGGCUGUGCCGACUGCUAGCACUGUGCUCUGGAGGACAGGAUCCAUAUGUGACUGCACGUCUGGUUAGCGACUCUGUUUCUAUCACAUUGAGGCAUCAGUUGCUCAGUGACAUUCAUCGGAAGCUGCGAAAGCUAAAGAAGGAAGGUUUAGGGGAUGUGUCUGAGAAGUUCCAGUGUUUGACUCUAGAUGAUCACAAGGACACCCGAGUUCAGUACCUAUCACAGCUUGAGGCGCUUUUCCAGUUUCCAAAACAAUCUCUAGAAACACACGCAUUUAAGGAGCAGCUCCAGCAGAUCCCUGCAAACACAACAGUGUGCAUACUGACCCUGGCCGACUCCCAGCCAAGGAGCCCUGGAGAUACUCUACUACUCUGCAGACUUGAGCUAGGAAGUGCUCCUGUUACAGUUCAAAUACCUACAGCCCAUCUGAAGGUACCACUAAGUUCAACUCUACAAGAGUUUGAUGAAAUUCAGAAACAGCAGAAAACCAUCAACAACUUAACAGAUAAAAAGGAAUGGUGGGAAGGGCGCACAGCACUGGACAGUCGCAUGAAGGCUUUAAUACAGUCACUUGACGAACAGGUCCUAGGUUGUUGGAAAGUUCUUCUAUCGCCCCCAUGCUCUGCCCCUGCUGUUGACGAAGAGGCAAAAGCACUCUCUAAGGCACUUUCACUGUGCGGCUGGAAAAGAACAGAACUAGCACACCUGAAGGUGAUCUUGGGUGGCUGCCACUGUUUAACACAAGAGCAAGUCCGCUCUAUCACUCAGGGAUUCGGUGGGUCCAGAGCUGAACAGGCUCAGGAGCUUCUUCAGAAAGCCAUUGAUAGAUUGAAAUUAAAAUCCAAACCUACUGAAGGGCACAUGGUCCUAGUUUUGGAUAUGCACCUCCAGAAGUUGCCUUGGGAAAGUAUGCCUUGUCUGCUAGCAAAAUCAGUCACCCGUCUCCCAUCACUGCAUUUUCUGCUCAACUAUGGCCUCCUAAAAAAGCACCAGCCUCAGAGCACUCUUGUUCAUGGAGUUGAUCCUAAGAAAACGUUUUAUGUCCUGAAUCCCCACUCAAAUCUUCCAGGCACAGAGGAGCGUUUCAGGGACUGGUUUAAGAAUGAACCUGGUUGGAAAGGAGUGAUCCGAUCUACUCCGAAGGCUGAGGAGAUUCAGUCUGCGCUGACUAAGCAAGAUCUCUAUAUCUAUGUGGGACAUGGAGCAGGCGCACACUUCCUGGACGUUCAGACUCUGCAGCGACUAGACUGCAACGCGGUGGUGUUGCUUUUUGGGUGUAGCAGUGCAGCCCUGGCUGUGCGAGGAGAUCUGGAAGGUGCUGGCAUAGUCUUAAAAUAUGUGAUGGCUGGAUGCCCUUUAGUGGUUGGAAACUUGUGGGACGUCACAGACCGAGAGAUUGACCGCUACACAGUGGCAUUCCUGCAAGGAUGGCUGAAGGCAGGUUCCAGUGCUUCCCUGCUGAAAUAUUUAUCAGAGUCUCGCCAGGCUCCGAAGCUUAAAAGCAUCAUUGGUGCUGCUCCCGUGGCCUAUGGUUUACCAGUGGCCCUGCAAUGAAAUGAUUGUGCUAAUUGGAGUUCCGAGGCCCUGCGAUUAAAUGAUUGUGCUAAUUGGAGUUCAGUGUAUUGUACAGAAGCCUAGUCAUAGCUUUUGCACUAUUAAAAUGCUAUUUUCAUAUCUCACCAUUUGUAAAAAUGUAUUUUAACAAUUAAGCUGCUGUUAUUUUAACUAUAUUUGUGUAAUCUGGGAAAUAAAAUGCAUGCCGCGCAUUGGUGCAUAAUUUCUCCUCUAGUGAAGGCAGCUUGUACAUCGUACCUCUACAGCAGGGAUGGGGAACCUUCGGCCCUCCAGCUGUUGAACUACACA